This is a messenger RNA of Medicago truncatula (barrel medic), 1516 nucleotides long. RefSeq names its product 3-hydroxyisobutyryl-CoA hydrolase-like protein 3, mitochondrial. Gene Ontology annotation, cellular component: cytosol. NCBI's taxonomy places the organism in Eukaryota, Viridiplantae, Streptophyta, Magnoliopsida, Fabales, Fabaceae. The transcript has 10 exons. Gene Ontology annotation, molecular function: 3-hydroxyisobutyryl-CoA hydrolase activity. The record is from RefSeq and is a predicted model, not a curated record. Gene Ontology annotation, biological process: L-valine catabolic process. Bases 46 to 1302 code for a protein of 418 amino acids.
AGAACAAAGUAUGAACCAACCAACCAACGGCAUCACAGGAAAAGAAUGCUACUACUUCGUACUGUCGUAGCUAAUCGUUUUGUUCUCAGUUCAUUUGCAUCUUCUUCUUCUUCUUCUCUCUCCAAAACCAAACCUUUCUUUUCUUUCCGACCCAUUUCUUCUUCUUCAAUGGCUGAAGAAUUCGUCAAAGGCACCGUUAAUUCUAACGGUGUUGCCCUUCUUACACUCGAUCGUCCCAAAGCUCUCAACGCCAUGAACCUAGAUAUGGAUAUAAAGUAUAAAAGUUAUCUUGAUGAAUGGGAAUCUGACCCAAAUGUCAAAUGUGUUCUGGUUGAUAGCAGUUCCUCACGUGCCUUUUGUGCCGGUAUGGAUAUUAAAGGGGUUGUUGCUGAAAUACAGAAGGACAAAAGCACACCUUUAGUGCAAAAGGUCUUCACAACCGAGUAUUCUUUGAUAUGCAAAAUUUCUGAGUACAAGAAACCAUAUAUAAGUUUCAUGGAUGGAAUAACAAUGGGUUUUGGAAUUGGCUUAUCUGGUCAUGGCCGCUAUCGUAUCAUAACAGAGAGGACUGUUCUUGCAAUGCCAGAAAAUGGAAUUGGCUUGUUCCCAGAUGUAGGAUUUGCUCAUAUAGCGGCUCAAAGUCCAGGAGAAGGAGCUGUUGGUGCUUAUCUUGGAUUGACUGGAAAGAGGGUUUCUACUCCAGCAGAUGCAAUAUAUGUUGGCCUAGGAACACACUAUGUGCCAUCGGGAAAGUUAGGUUCAUUCAAGGAGGCCCUUUUGGCAACAAACUUUUCUCAGGAUCCCCAUCAGGACAUCAAAGUACUUUUAGCAAGAUAUGAGUCAAACCCGGACAGUGAGGCACAGUUAAAGUUGCUUUUACCUGAGAUAAUUUCUUCAUUUGGAGGAAAUAAAUCUGUUAUUGAAAUCAUCGAGGAGCUAAAAAAACACCAGUCGAGCACUGAUUCUAAUGUUACUGAGUGGGCUAAUGAAGCUCUCCAAGGCCUUGCAAAAGGUGCUCCCUUCUCCCUUUUUUUGACAAACAAGUACUUCUCUGCCGUUGCCUCUGCACUAGGCAAAAACCACAGUGAAUUAUCCACGCUUACCAGCGUGAUGAAAACCGAGUAUCGCAUUGCCUUGAGGUCUUCGCUGCGACAUGAUUUCGUAGAAGGUGUCCGAGCAGUAUUAGUGGAUAAAGAUCAGAACCCGAAGUGGAAACCAUCAAGGUUGGAGGAUGUUGAUCCGAGUGAGGUUGAAGCCGUCUUUAAACCCUUAGGAGCAGAGGUGGGGGAGUUGCCCGUGUAAUUUUCAAUGGAAAGGUUUCAUUUCAUUGAAUGCAAUACUGAAUUGUACGACACUGAAUCAAAUAAAUAGAUGGUGUUAUCAUCCGGUCCUGUCUAGUGUUGCUUGUAUUGUUCUAAUCAUGAUAAAUAAAAUUCAUGGUCUUGAAAAUCAAAGGGAUGAUGUUGCUUCUAGUGUGUCUGCAUAGAAAUGGUGAAGGUUAUUAUGAUUUCCUUAA